Messenger RNA from Uloborus diversus, 820 nucleotides. RefSeq lists its product as uncharacterized. The record is from RefSeq and is a predicted model, not a curated record. Gene Ontology annotation, biological process: DNA integration. Lineage: Eukaryota; Metazoa; Arthropoda; Arachnida; Araneae; Uloboridae. Gene Ontology annotation, molecular function: nucleic acid binding.
AUGGAUAUCCAUAUGUUAUUGUAUCCGAUAAUGCUCAAAUUUUUCAAAGUGACGAUUCACACCUACAGUUCCAAUCAUGGAAUUUUCCAAAAGUUUAUAGCUCCAGGACACCCUGCAACAAAUGGUCUUUCAGAAAGAAAUGUACAAACCUUAAAGAGGAAAUUAAAAGCUUCAUUCCUCGAACAAACUUCAAUACCAUUCAAGGUUCAAAACAUAUUGUUUCGCUAUAGAGCAACCCCUCUAGCUUGUGGCAAGUCUCCAGCUGAAUUAUAUCUAAACAGAGAAUUUCGUAUUCGCUUGAACUCUAUCUUCCCAUAUCAUCCAACAACAUCAAAAAUUUCCAGUGGUCCUGUGAGAUCUUUUAAAGUGGGGGAGAGAGUCCAGGUUCGAGUCUUCAUGAACAACCGAAACGUCUGGCAGUUUGGAAAAGUGAUAAAAAAGUUUGGUUCACGCCAUUAUUUGAUUAGGCUAGAUUCCGGACGACAACUGAAAAGACAUAUUAACCAACUGCAUUCGACCGGUGUGCCAUUGCGCCUUGAGGAGGACCCUUCUCAAGAGUGCCAUUCUAAUGUUUCCAGUGAUUCAAGACAACGUACUGUGGUUUUUGAUGUUCCACGGAUUCCAGAGAAAGCUCCUGCAAUCUCCUGUGACAACCAGAAUGCUCCCGCGGCAACCCAGAAUACCAGCCAACCUAUUGUGCCAGUGCCUCGCCGCUCUCAAAGGAAUAUAAGACUUCCUUCAUACCUAAGGGACUAUCAAUUGUCUUAAGGGUGUUUCUUAAUUAACUGGGGGAGACUGUGAGGACUCUCCUCUUCUCUAU